CAUGCAUCAUGUGACUAUAACUCUAUGUGUCAUGAGAUUCAUGAAAUGUUUUGUUUUGAAUAAUAAUCCUAUUCUAUGCAUGAUCAUAGUUGUUUGUGCCACCGUUAUUGAAUAUUGUAGCACGGUAGCACCCAUGUGCUAUGCAGCCAUCCUUCAUUAUCUCGGUAGCUUGGACUUGGCUUCAAUUUUUUUGACUUGUUUAUUCAGAUUCACCUAUUUGCAUGUGUUAAUUAUUUGGUUUAAACGAAUAAAAUCACUAGUAAUCUUAAUUUGUUCAUUAUUGGAGUGUGUUUCUUAUUGUCUUCAUGAUAUUUUUACCCCUUUUUCUGGGAAACUUGGUUGGAUAACUUGUGUUGUGUGUAUUUUGGGGGGAUUCAAUGAAAGACAUGAAUUUUGACAUGACCAUGUGAAGAUCUGAAUAUCUUCUUUGUUGAAAUGUCAACAUCGUCUUUAUUUUGGAGAGAGGGGUUGUUCACUAAUUUUCUGAUAUCUGAGUAACCAAAGGGAAUUCAAGCAGAUAGAAACAGAAGGAAAUUUGUAAUUUGGCAUCAUGGCCAAGGAACAAAUUCAGGUGCUAAAUGCGCUUGAUGUGGCGAAAACACAAUGGUACCAUUUCACUGCAAUUGUAAUUGCUGGAAUGGGCUUCUUCACUGAUGCAUAUGAUCUAUUCUGCAUAUCCCUUGUCACCAAGUUGCUCGGUCGCAUUUACUACCACGUUGAUGGCGCUGCGAAGCCCGGAACAUUGCCUCCAAAUGUAUCAGCUGCUGUAAAUGGAGUAGCUUUCUGCGGUACACUUUCAGGACAGCUUUUCUUUGGCUGGCUUGGUGACAAAUUGGGCAGAAAAAAAGUCUAUGGCAUGACCCUCAUGAUGAUGGUCAUAUGCUCUAUUGGUUCCGGCCUUUCGUUCGGACAUAGUCCAAAAUCUGUGAUGGCAACACUUUGCUUCUUCAGGUUCUGGCUUGGUUUUGGAAUUGGUGGAGACUACCCCCUUUCUGCUACCAUUAUGUCUGAGUAUUCGAAUAAGAAGACUCGCGGCGCCUUCAUCGCUGCGGUCUUUGCUAUGCAGGGUUUUGGAAUUCUUGGAGGUGGUAUAUUUGCAAUCAUAAUUUCUGCUGCAUUCAAGGCCAAGUUUGAUGCUCCGCCUUAUGAGGUUGAUCCGGUUGGUUCAACUGUUCCUCAAGCUGACUAUAUUUGGAGGAUAAUUGUGAUGGUUGGAGCACUCCCAGCUGCAUUGACUUACUACUGGAGGAUGAAGAUGCCGGAAACCGCUCGCUAUACUGCUCUAGUUGCCAAGAACACAGAACAGGCUGCAAAGGAUAUGUCUAAGGUUCUGCAGGUUGAGAUUCAAGCUGAGCCAAAAGGUGACCAAGCACAGGCCAAUACAUUUGCCUUGUUCUCAAAGGAGUUCAUGCGCCGCCACGGAUUGCAUCUUCUCGGCACAGCAAGCACAUGGUUCUUGCUUGAUAUUGCAUUUUACAGCCAAAAUCUCUUCCAAAAAGACAUCUUCAGUGCAAUUGGUUGGAUUCCUCCUGCAAAAACCAUGAAUGCUCUUGAGGAAGUUUACAGAAUUGCAAGAGCUCAGACGCUUAUCGCUCUCUGCAGUACUGUCCCUGGCUACUGGUUUACAGUGGCUCUCAUAGACAGGAUUGGAAGAUUUGCUAUUCAAUUGAUGGGGUUCUUCUUCAUGACUGUUUUUAUGUUCGCUCUUGCCAUUCCUUAUGACCACUGGACUCAUAAGGAGAACAGAAUAGGAUUCGUGGUGAUAUAUUCCUUGACUUUCUUCUUCGCGAAUUUCGGGCCUAAUGCCACCACAUUCGUCGUGCCGGCCGAGAUUUUCCCGGCUAGAUUCCGGUCCACUUGCCACGGAAUUUCAUCAGCGGCCGGGAAGCUCGGGGCUAUAGUCGGAGCAUUCGGGUUCUUGUACCUGGCACAGAACAAGGACAAGAGCAAAGCAGAUGCAGGGUACCCUGCAGGUAUUGGUGUGAAGAACUCACUGCUUUUGUUAGGUGUGGUCAACAUUUUAGGCUUCUUUUGUACUUUCUUGGUGCCUGAGGCAAAGGGAAAAUCUUUGGAGGAAAUGUCAGGUGAGAAUGAAGAGGAAGGUGAAAAUGGAACCAAAGAAGAGUCAGAGCCACAUUCUUACAGCACCAGAACAGUUCCAUAUGUUUAGGUUAUGUUUAACUAACUGUAGUAUUGUUAUUGCAAUAAAGCACUACCUCAAGGGAAAAGCACAAAAGCUUUCUCUUCCCCUCUCCACUAGUUCUGUUAAUUUUUUUACCCGGAUAAUAUCAUGUUAGAGUAACUGAGGAGCUGUUUGUUGAACUACGAGUGUUGGGAAUUAUUAAUGUUAUGUAACCAUUAUUCCACUGUAGAGUAGUAGUACUAUCAAUUUUCAAGUUCAAUAACCGAUUUGUGCUUUGUUUGUUUCUUUUC
Lotus japonicus is the source of this 2433-nucleotide messenger RNA. Its product is annotated as probable inorganic phosphate transporter 1-7. Gene Ontology annotation, biological process: phosphate ion transport; transmembrane transport. The transcript is spliced from 2 exons. NCBI's taxonomy places the organism in Eukaryota, Viridiplantae, Streptophyta, Magnoliopsida, Fabales, Fabaceae. Gene Ontology annotation, cellular component: membrane. Gene Ontology annotation, molecular function: phosphate transmembrane transporter activity. The record is from RefSeq and is a predicted model, not a curated record. The coding region runs from base 551 to 2170 and encodes 539 amino acids.